AGUUUUCAGUCGAGAUUGCCAGUGCUUUUGCAGCUCUUGCCAUUUCACGCCAUGGGUUUUGGAAUCGAGGGCUGCUUGGAGCACUUCUUCGAGUCUGUGGGCCGCAAAGUGGGCAACCAUCCUGUCAAGAGCUUGAUCGGGAGCAUCAUUUUCACCGUCGCCUGCUGCGGCGGCUUCGCCUUUCUGGAAAAUGAGACACGCCCGGAGAAGCAGUGGGUGCCUGCAGGCUCCCUCGCCUUGGAGCACGACGAGUAUGUGAAGGCUACCUGGCCAAGCAAUGCUCGCUUCAACUUCUUCUCGGCGACCUGCGCUGAUGUGGCGGAGGCAGACUGCAACAUCCUGGACCCGAAGUACCUCCAGCGCUUUCACGAGCUGAACGCGCAGAUCAUGAACAUCACCAUCGACGGCACCUCCUUGGUGGCGGACCUGGAUAAGGAUCACAAGCGAUCGGAGGGCGACAACCGGCCAUGGACCAUCUACUCUGGAUCCUGGAGUUUCAGCGGUGAUCCUUCCAGCGUGAACGGCAGUGUGGUCUUCAAUGGCCGCAAGUGCUAUGCCUUUGGCCCUUUCUGCGGCCGAUCUUCGGUCUUGGAUGUGUUCAGGGGUGAUGAUUACGUCAUCCAAAACCUGGACUCCAACCAGAUCAUGCUCGCACUCAACAACUGGGAGGACCAGGAGACCUUCUGCCCUUUGACCUUGGCCACAGCUGAUUCUCCGUGCUACAACAGCACCUGCAAAGCCUACAACACGCCCCAGGAGAGGUACACCUGCCGCGUGGAGGCUACGGAGUACUGCAACCAGAAAUGCCCUACCAACACAAUGAUGGUGAAUGGCGAAGAGGUGACCAUUCCGGUGAACAUCGCUACCUGCCAGGACCGUGGCUGCAUCCAACUGGGCAACCUGGGCUCCAUCAGCACCACGUCAACGUCAGCUCCUGGUGGACAGCUCAACACCGACCCAGGACAGGCGCCCGAGAGCGCCUUCGAGUUCCAGCCGACCAAGAUCGGGACCAUGGUGGGAGGAUUGGUGUCCAACUCCAACUGGAAGUAUGCGGGCGGCAAGCACAUCGCAGGCUUUUGGGCAUUGGACAAGAAUGAGCUGUACUGCCCCAGCGUGGGCCGCACAGACCCAGUGGCGGAUGAGUGGGAGCGACGCGCCUUAUGCAUCAUGGGCGUGGAUGCGGACACCCGCGCCGAGCCCAAGCUGGACUGCAAGGAGGAUGACCUGCUGAAGUUCAGCGGCCUUUUCCAACGAUCUUUGGGCGAUGAGUUUGGCAAUGCCAUUCGCGGUGACAUCGCCAAACUCUCCGCAUCUUACUUUGUGAUCAUUGUCUACUGUGCUAUCAUGAUCGGCAAGAUGGACGCCGUGCACAGCGGCGUGGUGCUGUCCAUGGUGGCGGUGCUCAUCGUGGGCCUGACCAUCGGGUCCACUCUGGGGCUCAUGGGCUACUUCGGGGUGCCCAACGGAAACCUGAACAACAACCUCUACUUCUUGCUUUUGGGUCUUGGCGUUGAUGACGCUUUCGUCCUCAGCUCCGAGUUUGCGCGCCACCUGACCGACACGAGAGCAAAGGGUGAGGACAUCUCAAUUGCGGAGCUGAUUGCUCGCACGGCCCGCACUGGAGGUAUCUCUGUGCUCAUCACCUCCGCCACUGACGCUUUGGCGUUCCUGGUUGGCGCCACCACCGUGCUGCCGGCGCUGGGCUGGUUCUGCACCUACGCAGGCGUGUCCAUUGUCCUGUGCUACACCUUCCAGCUGACAGUGUUCCUUCCCGUCCUGGCAUUGAACGCCCGACGCACUCGCUCAAGCCGCAUGGAUUGCUGCUGCUGCCUCAAGCUCUCAGAGCGGUCCGUGGAAGAGCCACAGGGAUGCUGCUGCUGCUGUUUGCCGCAGAAGGUGCUGAAGGGAGGCUUCAUCCGGAAAGGCUUGGUCAGCUUCACCGAGCAGGCUACAAAGCCGGUGGGCCAGAUUGUGACCUUCAUCAUCUUCGCCAUCAUCACGGGGGUCGGGAUCUAUGGAAGCACUCAGAUCUACAAGGAUUUCAAGCUGGAAUGGUUCAUCCCCGACUCCUCGUAUGUGAACACCUUCUUCAACAUCAAUCGUGAGAACUUCGCCACAGGCACGCCCAUUACUGUGAACUUCCCCAUGUCGCCUGACGUGUACGACCAGCAGAGCAAUCUCUAUGAUAUCUAUGGAUACCUGAACACCAGCAACCUCGUCAAUCACGAUGCGGUGGUGGACAGCUGGCACAUGGAGUUCAUGGAGUGGGCCACCGCCCCGAACCAGGUCGCCACGCUGGAUGACACCUUCUCACCGGCGCGCAGCGACGCGCAGGCUGUCUUUACGGACAAGACGGAGUUCUACACCGCACUGCAUUUCUGGUACCGCAAUUCCGUGGGCUCCCGCUACCGCAACUCCUUGAAGUGGAAUGACCAGGACUGCCAGGUGGACUCCAACAUGGAUAUGCUGCCUGCUGGUUGCGUCCCGACCGAUGGCUUGGCUGCCUCGCGCUUCAACGCGGAGUUGUCCCUGGCGGCCACGGACCGGGGCACCGACCGAUACAUCACCAUGACCUCCAUGCGCGGCGAGGUGGAUCGACUCUACAGAGGUGCCUUCCCAUACAGCUUCGACUUCCUGUACUGGGAAGAGGUGGGCGUCAUUGACGCUGAGCUGAUGAGGAACCUUGCAGUUUGCGGCGGUGUGAUCUUGAUCGUGAUCUUCGCCUUGGUGCCGAAUCCGCGGAUCGCGAUUUGGGUGGUGCUGUGCGUCACCCUGUCUAUUGUCGACACUUUGGGCUACAUGUACUUCUGGGACGUGACCAUCAGCGGUGUGUCCACGAUUUAUGUGCUGAUUUGCGUGGGUCUGGCGGUGGACUACGCAGCGCACAUUGCCCACAUGUUCAAGGAGUCCACUGGCACCGCGCGCGAGCGCGCCAUCGCAUCCAUGGAGCGCAUUGGACCGUGCACCUUCAACGCCGUGGUCUCCACCCUGCUUGCCGUCGUUGUCGUUGGCUUGUCCGAGAGCUACGUCUUCAGGAUUUUCUUCAAGGUGCUUUUCCUGGUGGUGACCAUUGCGGGUGCACACGGCUUGUGGCUCCUGCCCACCAUCCUGUCCCUUGUGGGAGGCUCCAAGGCAGCUCCGGAGUCUGAUUACUCGGAGAAGGCAUCUCGCACCAUUCCGGCGAAUGAGGAGGCCUGAUUUGCCAAUUUAUUGGUAUGAGGAAAGCGGCAAGCGCCAGAACUUUUUGCUCUGCUUGGGGCUGGGGUGAUUGAACAAAGCCCCUUUGGCUACUCUUGGGUGUCGUUUGGGUGUUUGGCCCACGAUGCUAUAGACCCAGAGCAGCUUUCUUCUGUUGUGUUGGCCACUUAUCCUUUAUCUGUUUGUCGGCAACCUGUGCGCCGACCUGUAACCAGUGGCCAGUACGCUUGAUUUUUCCUUGAGUCGCCGAGAAAGGGUCUGGAAGGGGCCAAGACGGAGCAGGCUGUAGCAC
Effrenium voratum is the source of this 3490-nucleotide messenger RNA. The record is from the annotation of a GenBank genome assembly. NCBI's taxonomy places the organism in Eukaryota, Dinophyceae, Suessiales, Symbiodiniaceae.